Messenger RNA from Colletotrichum aenigma, 393 nucleotides. Its product is annotated as putative transporter. The transcript has 2 exons. The record is from RefSeq and is a predicted model, not a curated record. NCBI's taxonomy places the organism in Eukaryota, Fungi, Ascomycota, Sordariomycetes, Glomerellales, Glomerellaceae. Gene Ontology annotation, cellular component: membrane. Gene Ontology annotation, molecular function: transmembrane transporter activity. Bases 1 to 393 code for a protein of 130 amino acids.
AUGACCGAGGGCUUUACUCUCAUGCUCAAGGACACAAAAGUGUGGAUCAUGAUGCUGAACCAUUUGCUUAUUACCAUAUGUGCCUCGUUCACCAAUUUCUUUCCCACGAUCAUGGCAACCCUUGGCUUCUCCCGGAAAAUAACCUACGCGAUGGUUUCCAUCCCCUAUCUCACUGGCUUCGUAAUCGUCUUGUUCACCUGUUGGCACGCCGACAAGCCCAGGGAGCGGACAUUUCACAUCGUGGUAAACCUCGCUGUCUGCGUCGUCGGCCUAGUCAUCAUGAGCGCCACACUAGCUGUUCCAGCGCGCAUCAUUGCGAGCAUCCUCAUGAUCUCUGGCGUUACGAGCGCUUCCAAUAUCAAUCCGCUUCCAAUAUCAAUCUCGCUUGGAUAG